This is a messenger RNA of Naegleria gruberi, 1857 nucleotides long. RefSeq lists its product as uncharacterized. The transcript has a single exon. Lineage: Eukaryota; Heterolobosea; Eutetramitea; Acrasida; Naegleriidae. The record is from RefSeq and is a predicted model, not a curated record. Bases 1 to 1857 code for a protein of 618 amino acids.
AUGAUGGAAAAUCAAUUGAAUGAUAUCGGACCAGUAGUUGAAGAUUCACUCACAACCAAUGAUUGGACACUGGAAGAGUUGAGAAAGCUUCCAUGGGUUGUUCAUGGCUCCACUGAUUCUAUCGAUAGAGAUGUAAUCUACUGGAUUCCAAUCACCACCACCAAUAAAACAACACCAGCCUACAAGAGAAAACUUCCCUCACAGAAAGUUUGUUUCGAUUUCUGUGUGGAGAAUAAAUUGGAAGAGAAUCGGAAUUUAAUAGUCAUUGAUAGUGAGAAGGGAAUUGUCAUUGAUUGUUUUAAAGGAACUGCUGAUGCCAUCAAUAAUCAAAUUAAAUUAACGUAUGGAUAUCAUGAACAAAAAUAUGAGUGUCCUGUGAAGGAUUUUGUUCAGAGAAAUAUUGUGUUAAAGAUGGUGAGAGGUGUCAGACAGAUAUUGUCAAUGGUUGGACGAGUGAUGAGAAUUCACAAGGCAAAGAUUAGACAAAGAGCUGUGUUGAUUGAGUUUUUGGGAGUUGAGGAUCAUGAAUUGGUUAGUGAGCUGUUGGAUAAUUUUGGAAUUGUUCAUGGGUGUAUGGAUGAGGAUUUAACUGAUUUGUAUCAUGACGAUAUGAAAUCAAAUUUGAAAUCUUUGGAUUUUAGAAAACGAGUUGAAAGUGUGAAACUAAUUGAUUAUUCAAAAAUUUGUAAACAAUGUAUUUUAUGGGAAAGAGAAUUUAGAGAAAAGAAAUUAUUGGAGAAGGACUUUAAUGAGGAGCUAUUCAGGAAAUGGUUUGAAGUGAAAAACCUUAAAUGGGAUAAUUUAAUGCAAAAUUACAAAAUGCUUAGAAAAAAGCAAAGAAAUGUGGAUUUACCUCAAUUAAUUCAAAACAUGUUCGAAUCACAUUUCAAGGCAGGGUCCACAAACAAGAAAUCAAGCAACUCUGAACAAGAUUUUAAAACAGCAGGCGAGGAAGGAGAUUUUCUCCACAUUGUAAAAUCUAUUGCAUUCCAAAUGGUGCAAACAGAUGCACAACUGGAGAAUAUAGAAUUAUAUUCUAAACGAAUGGUAGUUGAUAGGGACAAUCGAACACAACCUUUAAUGUAUAGAGAGAUGGAAAAUAUGCUUUCUAACCUGGAAACCUGUUUCAAAGUUCUCAAUGAAUACAGAGACAUGAUUUCGAACAAACUCUUGACCAAUCUAAAUGUAGAAAUUAUUGAGAAUACUUACAAUAUUUUCAAGACAAUUGACAUCUCAAAGGAGAUGAGCUCAUUUCACCAACAAUGCAACUCAAUGCUCAUAGAUAUGAAGAGAGAAAGAGUAGCUUGUUGUCCACCAAUAUUCCUCAAAACUCAUCUGGAUUCCUCACUUUCUUUAGAAUCCCUUCAACACUCAACAAUUGAAAAAUUGGAAUUUUCAUCUGAAGAGCACAGAAAAUUAUUCUUUGAUUAUUCGAAAGACUUGAUUGGAUCGUCAUAUUGGAACUCUUCAGAUAUUGGUGUCUUGAAGAUGAAUGAACAAGAUUCAACCUCAUCUCAGCACCUUUAUCUAAAGAUUCAAAACUUUAUGCAUCAGACUCUCAAUGAUGGACAACUGGUCCACGAAUAUCUCAACGUGAAGGAUUACACCUAUUCCUUCAAGAUCUUGAACGAUGACUUGAUUUUAAUUAGCUGUUGUGAUUUGAUUGCUUUCAAAUUCCGCACUCCAAACCAAAUUCAAACUCUCUUCACUCCAAUUCUUCCUCAACUAUGCUCCAAAAUACUCCUCCCUUCAGAUUUCAUUCAAACUCAACAAGUUUCGUUCCAAGAAAUGAAAAAUCACUCAAAUUUCAUCUACCAUGCCAAUGGACAUUUUAUAUUCACCUCUAGCAUGCACUAG